CGCAGUGGGCACGGUAACACUGCCAUCUGUUGCGGCCUGUCCCGCCCCGUAUCCGGUCAUUUUCAAAAUGGCCGGCAACAGCAGCUACCUCACGACCGUCGACGAGUGGGCGCCGGUCGCCGCGUCCAUCGCUGCCGCCAAAACGCCCGUGCUCGUGCUCUUUGGCGCAUCGUGGUGCGCAGUCAAGACCAAGAAGGUCGUGGCGGCCAACGAAGCGCUCCUCGCCGGCCGCAGCGACAUCGCAGCGUAUUAUGCCAACGUCGACGGCAUGGACGACGACGACGUCAUGGACCUUGGCGUCGGCGAGCUCCCGUACUUGCAGGUGUACGCCAACGGCGAGCUGCUCGAUGGUUUCAAGGCGGCCGACGACGAUGCGACGUCCAAAAAGGUGGUGCGCCACGUGGGCUGGAACGGCGCCGUGAGCGUCACCGACCCGGCGGACACGCUGCCUGCCGUCGACUAUGACGCGCUGCACGCCAUCGUCGACAAGUACACCAAGGGCGAGUCCGACUUUAUCGCCAACACGGCCAACGUCGCCGCCGCGAUCUGGCAUGCGUUUUACGCUGUCGGGCGCCCGAUCAACUGGUCGGGUUUCUACUUUAACCGACCGACGAGUGCGUCGCCGAGUGCGUCGCCGACAGACCUCGACGCGCGGCUGCUCGUGCUCGGACCGUUCCAGGGCAAGCCUGCGUGUAAGCGCAUCAAGUUUCACAGCGGCGUGUGUGGCGCGGCUGCCUCGACCCGCGUGAUCCAGCGCAUUCCGGAUGUGCACCUCUUCCCGGGCCACAUUGCGUGUGAUGACGCGUCGCAGUCGGAGAUUGUGCUGCCGAUCGUGCACAACGGAGUCGUCCUCGGUGUCCUCGACUUGGACUGUCCGCACAAGAACGGGUUCCAGCGAGCGGACGCCGACGGCCUCGGGCGUAUCCUCGACCUCUUCGUGCCCCGGACCGAGUGGGUGUCGUUGACGUUGCCCAUCACUGUGUAGUAGUACUAACAUAAAAGCUGCGUUUGUCCUCUGGGAUGCACAGUGCGGUGGGGUGUGGUGCUCUACGCGCGAGCAUGGAGGCUUGUGAAGCCGAGGCUUAUUGUUCAAACAGGCGUGAGGAAGGUCGUCCUCAUGCAUUUGCUAAAAUGAUGUAGCGUGUUCACAGGUCAAGCCUAAUCAGUAGAUAUAUAAACGUGUUUCGCGUUAUCUU
Saprolegnia diclina VS20 is the source of this 1196-nucleotide messenger RNA. RefSeq lists its product as hypothetical. Gene Ontology annotation, cellular component: cytosol. Lineage: Eukaryota; Oomycota; Saprolegniomycetes; Saprolegniales; Saprolegniaceae. The coding region runs from base 68 to 985 and encodes 305 amino acids. The record is from RefSeq and is a predicted model, not a curated record. Gene Ontology annotation, molecular function: protein binding; L-methionine (R)-S-oxide reductase activity. The transcript has 4 exons.